This is a messenger RNA of Melanaphis sacchari, 3890 nucleotides long. RefSeq names its product patched domain-containing protein 3 (gene Ptr). Lineage: Eukaryota; Metazoa; Arthropoda; Insecta; Hemiptera; Aphididae. The coding region runs from base 326 to 3469 and encodes 1047 amino acids. Gene Ontology annotation, cellular component: plasma membrane; cytoplasmic vesicle membrane. The record is from RefSeq and is a predicted model, not a curated record. The transcript is spliced from 10 exons.
UGCCGAAGUCAUACACGUGCGCGAAAACUUAACCGAAAUCUUGCGAGACGCGAUCGUCCUAACAUAUUUAUAUAGUGUCAUCGUAUCGCGUAAACAAUAUUUUUUGUUUAAAAUUAUUAUUAUUAUUAUUAUUAUUAUUAUUGUCGUGUUUUAAAAUUGACCAGCGGCCGUUGUUCACUGCAUAUCGUCACAUUAUUGUUAUACCCACGGAAAAACGAUCCAGUAACCAUAAUAUUAUAUUGAGUGGCGGUAAUUAUCCCUCGCAUUGCGAUAAGUUAUUCAAAAUUGGACGCACAAUAGGACGAUAUAUACUAAUUCUUGAGACAUGACUUGUGGUAUAGAAUGUAUCGACAAAUGGCUGACGAAAGCAUUUUACAGGCUUGGCCUAGUAGUUGCCAAACAUCCAGGGUACUUUCUUAUGGUACCUGUAUUUUUGACAGCCAUCUGUAUCACCGGAUUUCAACGAGUUAAAUUCGAAAUUGAUCCCGAAUAUUUGUUCAGUCCCGAACAAGGACCUGGCAAGACCGAGCGAGCGAUUGUUGAAAGUCAUUUUAAGAUGAACUAUUCGUCACUUUUCAAUCCGACGCGGAUCACCAGACCAGGUCGAUUUGGUCGAGUAAUUGUUAUACCUAAACGGGGUGACACAAUGUUAUCAGUUGAAAUAUGGAAAGAGUUACGAAUACUUGACGAUAUUAUCAGAAAUGCUUCAAUCACUUGGGGUCCAGAGAACACUGUAUAUAAGUAUGAUGAUAUAUGUGCUCGGUGGAUAGACCAGUGUUUUCCGAAUGACAUCUUAAAUCUAGACUAUGUGAUGAACGAUGUAGUAAAUGGUAGCUUGAAACUGACGUUUCCUAUAAUGUUUAAUCCAGUUACGUGGGACGCACAUACGUUUCCUGUUUACUUCGGUGGUACUGAAGUAGAUGAAGAUGGAUUGAUUACAAGAGUACCGGCGUUACAACUAGUUUACUUUAUUACAGCUGAUACUAAAGCACAAGAUGAAAGGGGUUCGGUGUGGGAAGAGGCGUUUUUGAACGUGGUUGGCAAGGCCGAAGACUCUGGACGGUUUAGUUAUAUAUCUACAGCUCGCUUUGGGUCCAGAACGUUGGAUAUCGAGCUGGAAAAUAACACCAGAACGGUAGUGCCAUACUUCUCAUCGGCGUUCAUCUUGAUGGCCGUCUUCUCUGUGGUAACGUGCAUGAUGACCGACUGGGUGCGCAGCAAACCCUUGCUUGGGCUCAUGGGCAACGUGUCCGCCGCAAUGGCCACAAUCGCCGCGUUUGGCUUUGCCGUUUAUGUCGGAAUACCGUUCAUCGGCAUAAACUUUGUGUCACCAUUCCUUAUGUGCAGCAUAGGCAUCGAUGACACGUUCGUCAUGUUAGCCGCGUGGCGAAGAACUCCUGUCACCAUGGACGUACCCGAGAGAUUGGCAAGAACGCUAUCCGACGCCGCCGUAUCGAUUACCAUCACCUCGGUCACGGACAUAGUGAGCUUCUGCAUAGGAAAAUUCAGCCCGUUCCCGGCCAUACAAAUAUUCUGCUUGUAUUCGGGAUUUGCCGUCUGCUUUAUAUUCAUAUGGCACCUGACGUUCUUUUCCGCGUGCAUGGCUAUCGCCGGAUACGCAGAGCACAAUAACCGUCACUCCAUCACGUGUGUUAAAGUCAAACCGGUGUCGAUGUCAGACAAAGAAUCGUGGUUGUACAGAAUGUUCUGUUCGGGGGGAGUAAAUCCCAAGGACCCAGGAAAUCCUCGAGACAACCCAGACAACGCGAUCAUGGUUUGGUGCCGAGACAGUCUGGGAUGGGCAUUGAACCAGUGGUACAUAAAGAUAAUGGUGCUUUUAUUGUUCGCCGGAUAUCUGGCGGGCGCGCUUUACGGUACCACCACCAUCCAAGAAGGACUGCAAAGGAAAAAACUAUCCAGGCCCGACUCGUACUCCAUCGAGUUCUACGAAAGAGACGAUUUUUAUUUCAGAGAAUUCCCUUACAGAAUUCAGGUAAUAAUUUCCGGGGAAUUGGACUACUGGGAUGUAGACGUACAAAACGAAAUAGAGAACUUGACCAAGACUUUCGAAAAUUCGUCGUUCAUAUCCAGUCCACUGUACACAGAGUCUUGGGUGCGAUCGUUUGUGAAUUAUGUAAAUCGAAACCAAGAGGAACUCAACGUGACUAUCGAUACACGUGAAGCAUUUUUGCAAACACUGAACGACCUGUGGCUAUUCAAACCAAAUCCAUUCUCUUUGGAUGUAAAGUUUAACGACGACGGUACCAAAAUCGUAGCUUCUCGAUUCAUGAUACAGGCGGUAAAUAUUAGCGACGGUAACAUGGAAAAAGAUAUGGUGAGAGAAUUGCGGAAAAUCGCACAUGAAUCUCCAUUAAAUGUUAGCGUUUUCCAUCCGUACUUCGUAUUUUUUGAUCAGUUUGAACUCGUUAGACCCACGUCGAUCCAAUCCAUGGUGGUGGGCGGGGCGACGAUGAUGCUUAUUUCGUUCCUGUUCAUACCGAACGUGCUGUGCUCCCUGUGGGUGGCCUUCUCAAUCGUAUCCAUCGAAUUGGGCGUAGUUGGCUACAUGGCCCUGUGGAGCGUCAACCUGGACACGAUAUCAAUGGUGAACCUGAUCAUGUGCAUAGGAUUCUCAGUGGACUUCACCGCGCACAUAUGCUAUGCCUACAUGUCGUCCGGGGCGACGCGUCCCGAAGAACGGGUCCGGGAGAGCCUGUACGCACUGGGCCUGCCGAUCAUCCAGGGCGCUGUUAGCACGGUGCUGGGAGUGUCGGCCCUGAUACUGGCCGGCAGUUACAUAUUCAUGGUGUUUUUCAAAAUGAUAUUUCUGGUGAUCGUGUUCGGCGCCCUGCACGGCAUGAUUCUUCUGCCGGUGCUCCUGUCGCUGUUCGGUCCGGGCGCAUGCUGCGGCGGUGGCCGCCAGUCGCGGAAGUCUCGCCGCCCGUCCUCCGCGGCAGACGAUCGCAAGUCGGUGCAGAAGCUAGCCGGAAGCUACAACAACAACGGCGCUGCCCGCGGCCCGUACUGCAUACCACACCCGUCACUGCUGCAGCAGCCGGACUUUGACGAAGCGGAUAGGCGGUACCGUGGCGGUGGGUCUGCGGUCAACAAACCGUACGCCGCAAACCCGAGGCCCGACAAGGACAUGGGGCUGGGUACGUCGGAGGACUCGAGCGAGAGCAGUUCGUCGAGGUCACAGCGGCGCCGGUUGAGGGAGGCGGCGGAAGACGAGGCGCAGCGCCGCAAGUAUUUGGACGGUUGGCGGAAGGCCACAGGCCACUCGAUGCCGAUGAUGCCCGCGAGGCCUACAAGCUACGGGCCGCCCUCCGCCGCCAAUAAUAACGACAUCGGUUACGGUCAACGGCAUUUCGGUGGCGGCGUCGACGGUUACUAUAACGGCCGACCGACCGGGCCCGGUUAUCAUGGCGACGAACGGUCGUACAGAAACGACAGCCGCAGAUAUCAUUAGGACUUACUCGGACGUCUUGUCGUCCACAUCUACUUCUUAGUGUGCAGCCCAACGCGUUCGGUAUUUCCUAGUACGACUCCGAGCCCACUGACGUGGGUUUUUCUGGGAAACGCGACGGUUUCGUGUUUCAUGUAAAUAUAUGUUAACAUUGCCAGUGAUUUCUCUUGUACAUAAUAAAUUCGUACAACGAGAGAGACAUAUCAUCAUAUAAAUACUCUAUCUAAAUGAUUAAACAAUAGAUGAUUUUUUUUUUGUGAUCGAUUUAUGUUAUUGUAGUCAUUAUUGUUUUUCAAAUUGCUCAAAAGUAAAAUUAAAAAAUGAUAUCGAAGUCUAUCAAGUAUAGGCGGUAUGUAUAAAUAUAAAUGGUGUUAUAAAUUAUUAUGAUGAUCAUAGUUAUUUGUUAAAAUUUAUUUUAAGGCAC